CACAAAAACUCUGCUUUGAAAACAAGAUAAAAAUCAGCAUGCCACUGGGACAGGGGGCUUUGUUGAUGGGUUUCACUUCACGGACCUCCUGCCUUGCACAAAGCGGCAUUUGCAGAACAAUUGCAAAGAAGAACAGAGCUAGAGAAGUCAGAUGCACGUCAGCAUAUACAUGGACUUGGCAAUCAAAACUGCAUAGGAAUGGAUGCUGUAAAACAUCCCCAUGUCUUGUGCGCUCUGUAAGAACACAGCAUGCUUUGACUUCUGCACCGAACCACUUAUGCACAAGCAAGUGAAGGUGGCAGAAUCUUUGUCAAGAAAUGCAGCCUCGUGCCGGAGUCCACAUCACAGGACUCGUCCCCAUUUUUUGCAGGUCAGGAUGUGAUGGGAGUGCCCCAAAUGGCUGAGAGAGAGCAGACUGCGAUGGCUGAUCUGAUUUCAAGAAGGAGCAUUGUGUGUCUAAUCUCAUCUGAAGUCAUGGCUGCAAAAUCCAUUAAAACAAUGCUAUAGCAAAGAACAGCCUCAGUUCUGGAUCUCGACUGGAGUUCUUCGGAAAUCAUUCUGUACCAAACCCUAGAUCUUCACAGAAGAGGGUCCUGAUGACAUCACAUCCUCUCCUAUCAGUUACGCUGCCUAAAAAGUUAAGAGACAAAGAUCACCCGUGCUGCGCUGCACCGCCCCAAGGACGAUGGCCGCGUCUCCUGCACUGCUCCUCCUGCUCAGCCUCACGCUCUGCUGCACCGGCACCCAGGGAAAUGGGGACACAGUGGUGGCCAGGUUCCUCCACAGGAAUAUGAAGCACCCCCAGGAGGGACAGCGGCUGGAGCUGGAGUGCCUGAAUUACGACAGGAACAGUAGUGUGUCCUGGGUCCGACAGGACAAGGAUGGAAACCUUCACUUCAUCGCUUAUACUUCCACGUACUCCCAGACCACCUUCUUGGGGAAUGAGAGAACAUCUUCAAAAUUUGAAGGGUCAAAACAAGGCAAUUCCUAUCGGCUGGUGGUGAAGUCCUUCAGGGCACAGGACCAGGGGACCUAUUUCUGUGUCACCAACAUCUACAUGGUGCUGCACUUCAGCUCUGGACAACCCGCCUUCUUCCCAGCAACAGCAGAACCCACCACACUCACAGCCACCACCCAGAGCAGCCACGUCAACAAGAAGGACACCUCACGACACGGCACGGAUGCAGAAACAAAUAUCGAGAACAAGCUGAAUUCUACCUGUGAAGUUUUCCUCUGGGUUUGAGUGGCUGGCACCUGCCUCCUGCUCCUCACUGCCAUAACCAUCACCAUCGCGCUCUGCCAAAGGACCAAGCUCAGCGUAAGCAAGCAGUGCUGCGUGGCUGCUCAGCAGAAGCCACACAGGCGUCCUCCUCAAGCACCGCACUGACACCAGCAGCAACACAGACAGCUGCCCUGAUGCAGCGCGGCCAUUUGCCUGCUCCUUCUCUGCCUGCCCACCAGCACUGCACACCUCCCGCCGCCUGACAUGUGCUCCUGCCCCACAGCGCUGUUACACACCCACACCGCCAGGACAGCGCUGACCCCAAGAAGACGGGCAACUCCAUGCCACUAUGGCAAUGGCAACCGAUGCUUGCAGAAGAUGAUGAAGAAAUCAAACAUAUCCUAAACUCAGCCCUAAUGCCCCAGGCUCUUGCUUCCAAUGUCUUCUCUGUUCAAUGGAUGUAUUUUUAACUCUUGAAUUGUGUCAUUUGUUUUAAUUCAUUCCAGACAUAGGGGGCAGACAGAGAGACUUAUAAUGCAACAUGCUAUACUACUCAUGUUUACAACAAGAAAAUUCCAUCUUUAAUAGCACACAAUAAACGAUGUUGAAAGAAAUUUGUGUCUGACCAGGGUCCAUGGUAGAAACUGUCGCCUAGCUUGUCCAAUUGAAAUCUCCUCAGCAGGCACAGAGAAAAUUAACCCAUUUUGCUGAUCUAAAUUGCCUCCACAGCUGAAGGUUUUAAAGGACCUCCCUCACCUUAAGGUCCUGCUAUCCACCCUCAUGAACAAUCAUUCCCCCUCCUGUUUAUACGCUCCCUUCAAGUAUUGG
Messenger RNA from Numida meleagris (helmeted guineafowl), 2050 nucleotides. Its product is annotated as T-cell surface glycoprotein CD8 alpha chain-like. NCBI's taxonomy places the organism in Eukaryota, Metazoa, Chordata, Aves, Galliformes, Numididae. The transcript is spliced from 5 exons. Bases 686 to 1243 code for a protein of 185 amino acids. The record is from RefSeq and is a predicted model, not a curated record.